This is a messenger RNA of Drosophila pseudoobscura, 1368 nucleotides long. Its product is annotated as phospholipid scramblase 3. The transcript has 5 exons. Gene Ontology annotation, cellular component: plasma membrane. Bases 85 to 906 code for a protein of 273 amino acids. Gene Ontology annotation, biological process: plasma membrane phospholipid scrambling. Gene Ontology annotation, molecular function: phospholipid scramblase activity. Lineage: Eukaryota; Metazoa; Arthropoda; Insecta; Diptera; Drosophilidae. The record is from RefSeq and is a predicted model, not a curated record.
AUUGAAUAGGUCACACUGUACAUUAUAAUCGUUGCCCAUUUUAGCCGUUGCCGCUUGUGUUGUAAUUUGAACACUGCAUUUAAAAUGCUCCAAAACGAUGCGGUUCGAACACUGCAAUACGACAGCGAAAUACGCGUGGCACAGCAGCCAAAUGCCACAGAACCCAGAGUGUAUGAUUCCCAUAUUAGCAUAACCUCACAGCCGCGACCGGGAUCAGAGGCUCCCAGGAUACCCCUGCCCACAGUGACUGGCAGUCGAACAUUUAUACCCCUCUCCGGCUACGACUGCCUAGCGGACUUGCCCUCGGUUCACAUUGAACAGACAUUCGAGUUGAAUGAGUCCCUGACAGCCGUUUCUUCGGAGAACCGGUAUGUGGUCCGCUCGCCGCUGGGCGAUGCCGUCUUUGCCGCCAGCGAGAGUUCCACGGAGAAAAAUCGGCUCCUUUGGGGCGCUGGGCGACCAUUCCAGAUGCACUUGCUCGACAAGACACACCAGGAGGCGCUGGUUUUCCGUAAGAAAUUCGCCCUCGGUUCGAUGUGCUGCCAGGCAAAGAGUCUCGAGAUCUGGAUACCGCCAGGCAAUGUCCUGGGCCGGGUGGUGCAGUCGCCCACAUUCAUGCAGCCCGAGUUCUUCAUUGAGGACGGCAAUACGGGCCAGCCCGUCUUCUGUGUGGAGGGUCCGGCGAAUUCCGGUUUCUGUUGCUUCUGCCUGCCCAAGGAGUGCUACUUCAAGGUCCAUUCGGGAGGUAACCUGAGGGCGUCCAUCGAUCAUAAGUGGAUGGCCAGCAAGUCCCAGUACACCACAAAUAUCUACUUUAGCGAUGCCAAACUGACGGCUAAGGAGCGUGCCCUGAUCUUGGCCUCAGCAUUUCUGCUGGAAUACAUGUACUUCCAAACGCGCUUCUAAAGCGGUCCAAUGACAAAAUAAUUUUACAUUUCAUAUAUUUUCACAUUGAUUUCUUUAUUUUUUGUCAUUUUUUUUGUAUAAGUUUUCAAGUUUUGUUUUGUUUUGUAUUUUUUUUCGUUCAGUUUUUUUGAUAUAUUUUACAAUAAUGUAAUAGAUCACUUCAUUUUCUUGUUUCUUUUAACCACAUGCAUGCACACACAAUAGAUAUAUCUAUGUAUAUAUGUAUAUAUACGUUGCUAUAGCUCUGGCGCUGGAUAGCAAUUUUUUGUACAAUAAUUUUCAUUUAUCUCUAUCAAUUUUUGUGUAGUUUGUGUUUCGACUAACCUACAACUUAUAGCAUAUAUGACAACAUAAUGAUUAUUUACAGUUAGUUAUUCAUCUUAUUCUCCACCCUCCGUUUCAUUCUCUCUCUCUACUAUUCCUCUACUCUUCGAUACACCAAUAAAAGUAAUUAAAAACAAA